CGCACGGACGCGGAUGUCGUGCGCGAAAAACACCGCUUCCUAUGGGACAGAGAUGACGGCGCCGCACGCCGGCGGCCGACGUGGGGCGACGGCGGCGGCAGCGACGGGCUGACCUGGGAGGAGAAGCUCGCCAAGCGGUACCAUGAUCGUCUCUUCAAGGAGUAUGCGCUGGCGGACAUGAGCCGGUACCGCGAGGGCGCGAUCGGCCUGCGCUGGCGCACCGAGCGCGAGGUGCUCGAGGGUCGCGGCCACUUUUCGUGCGGCAACAAGGCGUGCGCCUCCACUGGCCCGCUCACGUCGUACGAGCUGCUCUUUCGGUACGACGAGCGCGGAGCGACCCGCGAGGCGCUGGUGAAGCUGCGGUGCUGCGACGCGUGCGCGUACAAGCUCCACUACCGCAAGAACAAGGAGCGGCGGCGCGAGGAGCGGCGCGAGGAGCGGCGCCGAGCUCGCCGGGAGGGCAAGGCCAGGAAGCGGAGGCGCAGCGAGGGCGGAGGCGAGGGCGACGACGAG
This is a messenger RNA of Emiliania huxleyi CCMP1516, 513 nucleotides long. RefSeq lists its product as hypothetical. The transcript has a single exon. Lineage: Eukaryota; Haptophyta; Isochrysidales; Noelaerhabdaceae. The record is from RefSeq and is a predicted model, not a curated record. Gene Ontology annotation, biological process: dephosphorylation. Gene Ontology annotation, molecular function: phosphatase activity. The annotation marks the transcript as partial.